This is a messenger RNA of Leptosia nina, 1227 nucleotides long. NCBI's taxonomy places the organism in Eukaryota, Metazoa, Arthropoda, Insecta, Lepidoptera, Pieridae. The record is from the annotation of a GenBank genome assembly.
AUGAAGUUCGUGGUUUCCUUUGUAGUACUGGUAUGCACAAUAUCAGUCUGUGCAAAGCAAUGUUGUCCAGACAAUGUACUGAUGAGGCCAGGUGGCUACUGCGGCAACCAACCGAAUCGCGUCAACAUAAAUUGCACCCUAGGACACAUGCUGUUGAAGGAUGUUGUUCUGGACGGAACUAAGGUGUCAACACAGGAUUCCCCUGGAUACAUAUUUGUGGAGAAUCCUGAUCUUUACUGCCUAAGUGAAAUGUACAAGAAUCAAAGUCAACCACAAUUAGGAACCACAAAAGUGGCAGUCGUUUGUUACGAAGAGAUCAAAGCUACCACAAACGAUAUAGAGACUGGUGGAAUAUUGACCCUCGUGUCUGUGGUUUUGCUUCUUGCUACGACAGCUGUCUACAUAUACCUGCCGCAAUUGAGGGAUCUACAAGGGUUGUGUUACAUAUGUAUGUGUAUGAGCAUGGCCUUGGGUUUUCUUUCACUCGGCAUCUUACAGUUAAGCCCCAGUUUCAGUGGUGAUAAAUGCACUGUGGCAGGUUUUCUUAUUUACUUCUGGAUGAUGGCAACAUUCUUCUGGAUGAAUGUAAUAAGCAUUAAUAUGUAUCGGACUGUACAGGACGCCGCUUACUUGAAGAAGACAGAAAGAAAGCAAUGUUUGAUUUAUAACUGCUACGCGUGGGGGGGCACCUUGAUGUUUCUGUUUAUAGCUUUGAUCACCAAUUUUGUGGAGGGAGACCACUACAAGCCCGGAAUAGGUGAUGGCAGCUGCUGGUUCAGUGGCCGAACCGAAACGUGGCUAUACUUCUACGGUCCAAUUGCGGUAUUAGUCGCCGCUAACAUCGUUCUGUUUAUGUUAUCUUCAUACAACUUAUGGAAUUAUAACAAAAAGAAAUAUGAAGUCAACAAGCUUAAUAAUCUUAAACGCAAGUUCCUCACUUCUCUAAAAUUGUUCCUGGUCAUGGGAAUUUCUUGGAUAUUUGAGAUCGCCAGUUUUGCUCAUGGAGAGAAACACAUUCUCUGGAAAAUAAUGGACACGUUCAACUGUCUCCAAGGCGUCGUAAUUUUCAUUAUACUUGUUCUUCUAAGACGUCGUGCUAUGAGGGGUCUAGCUGAAGAAGGAUGCUGUUUAUUCUUCACUCGACCUUUGGCCAACAAGUUGAGUCCAGAUGACGAUGCGGAUGAGGAGCAAAUGCUGGAUGAUACAGUGGAAGUGAGGCUCAAUUAA